UAAUUGUAAAAAUAUUUUAAGGUUAAUUGCCAUAGUAAUCUUUUAACUUUAACAACAAAGGAAUAUAAUACAUGGAAUCUGGAAAGAAGGUAUUUGUAACCAUAGGGACGACCAAGUUUCCUAAAUUAAUAAAUUCAUUAACACAGAAGGUAGUGGUCAAGACUCUGAUUGAGUUGGGCUAUGAUUUUGUUCAAGUUCAAACAGGAAAAUAUUUUCCUGGUCCAAAAAUCGAUUCAGAAUUGGAUAAAACUGUUAUUAAUGAUUCCACUAUUGUAAUUAAUUCCAGGAUCACGUUUAAAUAUGAUACAUAUUUCAUUGAUUUUGAUAGUCAAAUUGCAAAGGCGGAUUUAAUUAUAAGUCAUGCUGGUGCAGGCACUUGUUUGGAGGUUUUGAAGAGGCGGAAGCCUCUGAUUGUGGUGGUAAAUGAGGAUUUAAUGAAUAACCAUCAAACGGAACUUGCAAAUCAACUGCAAAAUGAUGGAUACCUUUAUUACUGUACAUGUGAAACUUUAGCUCAAACAUUAAAAAAGGACUUGAAUAAAUUAAUCCAUUAUCCAGAGACUGAUAAAUAUUUGUUUGCAAAAUAUUUAGAUAAAUGUGUGGGAUUUAUUGAAUAAAUAUGUUUCAUGCAAUAUGUUGCAUUAAAAUUCCAUAAAAAUGUUUUAUUAUUUAUUAACAGCAUUAUUACAUUAAUCAUU
Molecule: messenger RNA, 698 nt
Organism: Cylas formicarius (sweet potato weevil)
Lineage: Eukaryota; Metazoa; Arthropoda; Insecta; Coleoptera; Brentidae
Gene: Alg13
Product: UDP-N-acetylglucosamine transferase subunit ALG13 homolog
Exons: 1
Coding region: 72-617 (181 amino acids)
Biological process (GO): dolichol-linked oligosaccharide biosynthetic process
Molecular function (GO): hexosyltransferase activity
Source: RefSeq, a predicted model, not a curated record